Messenger RNA from Hypoxylon trugodes, 1177 nucleotides. RefSeq lists its product as uncharacterized. The coding region runs from base 249 to 800 and encodes 183 amino acids. Lineage: Eukaryota; Fungi; Ascomycota; Sordariomycetes; Xylariales; Hypoxylaceae. The record is from RefSeq and is a predicted model, not a curated record. The transcript has 2 exons.
GCUAUCGGUUCUGGUAGCGAUGUUGGAGGAUCGUAAAUCAGAAAAACGGGGGAUAUGAUUGGUGCGACUCAUUCUAACUCCGAGCACCUUCGGGGCUUGAUGAUAGAAGCUGGAAUAGCUCAAAUUCCGAUGCCCAUCGGUGCUAAUAGUAAGUAAUAGGCAUCCAAAUUACCAUUUGGCAUAUAUAUUUCUUUGAACUUUGGAAAUUGUUCGGCUUCAUCAGAUUUUGAUCGCACCUAAACAUCAACAUGCCCCCAAUGGCUUUCAUAGAAUCUUGGUCGCUUGCUAGCUUCCUAGCUCCCCUUCAUCUGUUAUCAUAUUCUGCCCUCCUAGGUACCGAAUUAUACCAAACUUUCAUCGUAACGAAGGUGUGUUACCAAGAGUUACCAAGGUCCGCUUUCACAACACUUCAGAAACGCAUAUUUCCUCUUUACUUUCGCGGUCAAUCCCUACUUCUCUUGUUGACUGCAGCGACCAUUCCUCCAUAUGGACCGUUUACGCUACAGGCGAGUAAGGGAAAUUGGAUACCGUUCGUCAUCGCAGGGGUUACAGCGCUCUUGAAUUUGACUGUCUAUGGGCCUCGAACACGUAAGAUAAUGAUUGAUCGCAUUCACCAAGAAACGCGAGAUGGAACGAAGUCAACCGGUAUCGAUGUUGAAUUAAGUGACGAUAUGAGAGCAUUUAAUAGAUCUUUCUCGCGCAAUCACGCGAUGAGCAUUCAUCUUAACUUGAUCUCAAUAGGUGCCAUGGCUUGGUGGGGUUGGAAGUUGGCUUCACGAUUGGACAUUCAAUCACUGUAAAGCUUGUGGCGGGUCGGCCAGCAACGAAGAGCUGAAUUCUCCUCUUAAAUUGAUCUAUUUCUGGUUAACAUACGGUUAUUAUUGAAAAGAAUUAGAAAAAGGAGGGAAAGAAGAAGAAGGACUGUAUUAUUUGCAAUUCAUUAUGAUAUUCAUGGCUACCUCUUCAUUCCAUUUCCCGUUUAGCUGAACGUCCUACGCAGUCUACCUGAAUAUAGGUCCACCCCACCUGCACGCCAAACGAGAUGCGUCCUGUGGACAUCAGAUCUCGAGGACUAGCUUAGUACCGCUGACUCCAGCCUUUAUAAUAUCAAGGCCCUUGUUGAUACCUUGAAGACCUCCAUCGAGCAACUGGAUCUUGGGACUCGGGACGAUCUCUC